AUAAAUUGAGAGUUGCUUCCUAGAAAGCUCGCUGCGGUGCGUCUCUCGCAAAUCAUAACUCUGUCGUCUGCAAACCCUAAAUCUCUCCUUCUCACCCUUGCUCUCUCCAGAAAUGGCGUCGUUUGCUGAAGCACCACCCGGUGAUGCAAAGGCCGGGGAGAAGAUCUUCAGGACGAAGUGCGCUCAGUGCCACACUGUCGAUAAAGGCGCCGGUCACAAGCAGGGACCCAAUCUGAAUGGCCUUUUCGGGAGGCAGUCUGGUACAACUCCUGGAUACUCCUAUUCUGCUGCUAACAAAAACAUGGCUGUGAAUUGGGAGGAAAAGACAUUGUAUGAUUACUUGCUGAACCCCAAGAAGUACAUCCCCGGUACCAAGAUGGUGUUCCCUGGAUUGAAGAAGCCACAAGAUCGUGCUGACCUCAUUGCAUAUUUGAAGCAAUCUACUGCAUAAGCAGUUUUUCAUUUUACUAGUUCCACCUUUUCCAUUUUGCAGUAAUUGGAGGUCCCUUCAAACAAGGCGGAUAGUACUUCUCUAUUUUGUUGCCAAUAAAUUGGACCGUCUAGGUCUGCAAUUCUUGUUUGCAUGUCGAGCUUGCUUUUGCCUUUCUAGGAAGAGGUUGCUGUAAUUGGCAAACGUAAAUUCAAUUCAAUUUAGUUUCUGUGACUAGAUUUCAUGAAUUUGGUGAUAUACCAUUUUUACAAAUGAUAAAUUUACUGCUACGUUAUUGUAUGUAGCAACUUAAAAUUAUGGGUUUUAAACAUUUUUCUGGUGAUUUGUGCAGUGAAAUUUUAUGUUUUGAUUGCUCUGGUGAUGCUUGUAAAUUGCAUCAGUGAAUAAAUGGUCCAUUUUUCAC
Prunus persica (peach) is the source of this 854-nucleotide messenger RNA. RefSeq names its product cytochrome c. NCBI's taxonomy places the organism in Eukaryota, Viridiplantae, Streptophyta, Magnoliopsida, Rosales, Rosaceae. The record is from RefSeq and is a predicted model, not a curated record. Bases 113 to 451 code for a protein of 112 amino acids. Gene Ontology annotation, cellular component: mitochondrial intermembrane space. Gene Ontology annotation, biological process: mitochondrial electron transport, cytochrome c to oxygen; mitochondrial electron transport, ubiquinol to cytochrome c. The transcript has 3 exons. Gene Ontology annotation, molecular function: electron transfer activity; heme binding.